GACGCGGCCCAGGGCCCGGUCGACACCGGCAGCGGCUACGACCACCUGGCCGUGUCGACGCCCGACGUGCACGUCGCCGCGGCGGCCUUGCGGGCUGCCGGCGUGGAGCUCACGGUGCCGCCCAUGGUCAUGUUCGGCAUGAACAUCACUGGGUUCAAGGACCCCGACGGCUACUCCGUCUAUCUGGUGGAGGACCCGUGGUUCCUGUCCGUCGGUUGGGCCACGACGACGACGAGGGCGUCCGCGGACGCUCUUG
Molecule: messenger RNA, 256 nt
Organism: Prorocentrum cordatum
Lineage: Eukaryota; Dinophyceae; Prorocentrales; Prorocentraceae
Source: the annotation of a GenBank genome assembly